This is a messenger RNA of Pteropus alecto (black flying fox), 4830 nucleotides long. It is a transcript of the gene USP36, whose product is annotated as ubiquitin specific peptidase 36. Lineage: Eukaryota; Metazoa; Chordata; Mammalia; Chiroptera; Pteropodidae. Gene Ontology annotation, cellular component: cytosol; nucleus. The coding region runs from base 596 to 3880 and encodes 1094 amino acids. Gene Ontology annotation, biological process: regulation of apoptotic process; protein deubiquitination. Gene Ontology annotation, molecular function: cysteine-type deubiquitinase activity; cysteine-type endopeptidase activity. The transcript has 21 exons. The record is from RefSeq and is a predicted model, not a curated record.
AUGGAAUGGUAUUCGUUUUGAGGAACCUAUGUUUGAGCACUCUUGGAGGCAGAAAAAGACAUGGCUAGGUGGAGCCUCUCACCUGGACCAUGAGGAAUAGAAUGGAGAGAGCAUCCUUCCGGUCUUGAAGAGUGUGUUAUCAAGUGAGGAUGUCAAGGGCUCGCCGACGAUGCAAGGCCAUUUUUCUUUGGAUUUCUCCACCUCAGAGAGAAAUCAUUUUUAGGUUACUGCUUAAUAUUUCAGGUGAAAUUGGUGACACAGAGAUUGAUCUCUAUCAGAGCAGGAGAAAUUAUGUUCAAAUGUCCGACUCCACGUGGAGGGGUGGGCUAUGGGAUAGGUAUUACAUAAGUUACGUAUCUUGAAUUAACUUGGGUUAACUGUCCCAAGUUCUGUGUAUCCCCCGUCUGCCGGGUCCCCGCACACUCUCCUGUGGGCCCACGUCCUCACUUGUCCACAGCGAGGUUUGACACCCAUUCUGGACGACACGCUCUCGGCUUUGGUGACCUCUCGGGCCACACCCACGCGGUCUGACCAGGAACGCGACCCCAUGCUGCAGCAGCCCUGCACCCAAGUCCCCACGUCCCAGUGAUGCACCAUGCCAAUAGUCGAUAAGUUAAAGGAGGCCCUGAAGCCCGGCCGCAAGGACUCGGCCGACGAUGGAGAGCUGGGGAAGCUGCUGGCCGCCUCCGCCAAGAAGGUCCUUCUACAGAAGAUCGAGUUCGAGCCUGCCAGCAAGAGCUUCUCCUAUCAGCUGGAGUCCUUGAAGAGCAAAUAUGUGCUGCUGACCCCCAGAGUGGAGGGAGCCGGCCGCCACAGGGGCGGGGAUGAGCCUCAGGCCAGGAGACCGGGCGGCGAGCACGUGAACGAGAGCAGGGGCGAUGGCGUCCCCGCCCCCCAGAAAGUGCUCUUCCCCCUGGAGCGGCUGUCCCUGAAGUGGGAGCGCGUGUACCGCGUGGGAGCCGGUCUGCACAACCUGGGCAACACGUGCUUCCUCAACUCCACCGUGCAGUGCCUGACCUACACGCCACCCCUGGCCGGCUACCUGCUCUCCAAGGAGCAUUCCCGCAGCUGCCGCCAGGGGAGCUUCUGCAUGCUGUGCCUCAUGCAGAACCACAUCGUCCAGGCCUUCGCCAACAGCGGCAACGCCAUCAAGCCCGUGUCCUUCAUCCGGGAUCUGAAAAAGAUCGCCCGGCACUUCCGCUUCGGGAGCCAGGAGGAUGCGCACGAGUUCCUGCGGUACACCAUCGACGCCAUGCAGAAGGCCUGCCUGAGCGGCUGUGCCAAGUUGGAUCGUCAGACGCAGGCUACUACUUUGGUCCAUCAAAUUUUUGGCGGCUAUCUCAGAUCGCGUGUGAAGUGCUCGGUGUGCAGGAGCGUCUCGGACACCUACGACCCCUACCUGGACGUGGCGCUGGAGAUCCGGCAAGCUGCAAACAUUGUGCGUGCUCUGGAACUCUUUGUGAAGCCAGAUGUCCUCAGUGGAGAGAACGCCUACAUGUGUGCCAAGUGCAAGAAGAAAGUCCCCGCCAGCAAGCGCUUCACCAUCCACCGCACGUCCAACGUCCUCACGCUGUCCCUCAAGCGCUUUGCCAACUUCAGCGGGGGCAAGAUCACCAAGGACGUGGGCUAUCCGGAGUUCCUGAACAUCCGUCCGUACAUGUCGCAGAGCAGCGGCGAGCCCGUCAUGUACGGGCUGUACGCCGUCCUGGUCCACUCGGGCUACAGCUGCCACGCCGGGCACUACUACUGCUACGUGAAGGCAAGCAACGGACAGUGGUAUCAGAUGAACGACUCGUUGGUCAACUCCAGCAACAUCAAGGUGGUUCUGAACCAGCAGGCCUACGUGCUCUUCUACCUGCGAAUUCCAGGCUCCAAGAAGAGUCCCGAGGGCUCCGUGUCCAGGCCGGUCUCCUCCCUGUCCAGCCGCCCCGCCGUGGUUCCGGACCACGGCAGGAGGAGCGUCGCCAACGGGGCUGUUUCGUCCCCGCUGGCUGGAAAGAGACUGGACCCUGCGACGAUGAAGAAGCUGCAGACCGCUGAAGAGAUCGGUGUGCCCGUGUCCAGGAACGGCUCGGCGCUGAGCCUGAAGUCCCAGAAUGGAUACGUCCCUCCAAAGCCACCCUCGGGAUCCCCUUCCCCCAGACUCCCCAAAACCCCCACACACCUGCCGACUAUUCUGGACGAGCCUGGAAAGAAAGUCAAGAAAUCAGCUCCCCUACAGUACUUCUCACCCCUCAAAGCUUCUCAGGGGCUCCACGGUGCCCGCGACCCGAGCAGGUGUGAGGGCCGCAGGCCGGGCGCCAUCACUACCUCACCCCAGGUCCCGGCCGCAGUGACUGCCAAUGGGCACGGGCCCAAGGGUGCCACCGAGAAGGGGGACUCCAGCAGCUCCAGCCCGGAGCACUCCACCAGCAGCGACCCCGCCCAGGUGCCCAAGAGCGGAGCCCGCGUCUGUGACCCUCAGGGAACCUCCCCUUCCGCCACCGGCCCCUCCAGAGCGCUGCCCAGUGGAGAGGACACGAAGGUGGCGAAGCCGAGGUCCCCCGUCCUGAGCAGCGCUGCCACCGAGCCCGCAAGCACCAUGUCUCCUCCACCAGCCAAGAAGCUGGCCCUCUCUGCCAAGAAGGCCAGCACCCUGCGGAGGGCGGCCGGCAGUGACCUCCGUGCUCCUCCCCUCUCCGGCCUCACCCACCCCAGGAAAGCCACUCACCCCGCCGUCGCCUGCACCUGGCCUGUCAGCACAAGCAGGGCUCUUUCACCGGCUCCCCGAUCAUCCGGCCAUCUGAAGCCCCCCCUCAGCCUGCACUCUGUGACAGUGCCCAGCAGCCCCCAGCCUCUCAGGACAUCGGGCCCACGGAACCCUUUCACCUCUGCUCCCCUGCCUCAGGUCAAUGGGGGCUUCGGGGCCCCUCCACACCAGCCGCCGGAGGCCGACGAGCCUCCCAGGAGCCCGUGCAAGAAGAGGAAGAGGAAGCGCUCGGCGGAGACGCGGGGGCAGGGCUCGGAGGUGGGGGAGGCGGCCGCCCCUCCCGGGAGGAGGAGGAGGAAGAGGAGGAAGCGCCCGGGGGACACGGACGCCGCCCCCCCGCAGGAGGGGCAGCCACAGGGGCAGCACCAGGGCCCUGAGCACAGGAGCGAGGGCCGGGCACAGCUGGGGGAAGAGGGCAGACGGCCACCGGCACACGGCCCGCGCCUGGAGAACGGCUGGCAGGCGGGCUGCGGGACGGACGGCCCCCACGUGAGCCCCAAGAAGAGGAGGAGGAAGGGAGCGGAGGGCCCGGGCGGAGAAGACCGCCUCCACCAGGACCCACCUUGGCACAGCUGCUCUCCCUCGGACGUCACGGAGCCAGAGGCCACUGCAGCGUCUCCAAGGAGAAGGAGAAGGAGAAGCAGGAAGCAGGAGUCACGGCAGGAAGCAGCCGGGGACGAGCGUGCCGACGCCGCGAGGGGCGAGGGGCAGAGGGGCCCUGCUGUCCCGGGGGGCAGCCCCCUGCCCGCGGUGAACGGCCGGAGUCCCGGGGACCGCGCAGGCCGGGAGCAGACUCCUCUCGCGUCCUGGAGCAGGGAGCAGGGGUCCGACGUGGUCCGGGAGCUGCUCAGACACGCAUCUGAUCGAGCUUACGGGAAGGAAGUUUUGACGUGGGACGGAGAAGUGUCGGCUGUCAGUCAGGAUGCUGUUCGGGACAGCGUAGUGGCCCACAGCACCACCGUGCUUGACGAUUGGGACGACGAGUUCGAUCGUGGGAAGGAAAAGAAAAUUAAAAAGUUUAAGAGAGAAAAGAAAAGAAACUUCAACGCCUUCCAGAAACUUCAGAGUAGACGGAACUUUUGGUCUGUGACUCAUCCAGCCAAGGCCGCCAGCCUCAGCUACCGCCGCUGAGUCCCUGCCAUCGAGCUAGCCUCCUGGAGACGUGGCGUCCCUCCCUGGGGACUGUCCGGCUGGCCUGAAGAGCAGCCUCGCUGUGGACUCGCUCGCUCCGUCACCUCCAGGACCCGUGCCGUGAGCCACCGUGGGAAGACCACCGGCCGAGGCUCCGGCACGCGUGGACUAGGAGCUCUGGUGACACAGCUCAGUGGCGUCAGAGCGGGAGGCUGGCGGUGGCGUCUGGCCGGGGGGGGACGGCACCGCGCCUCCCCGCGUGUCCUCCAGUGCCCUGAGGACGGCGUGUGCGGCCGGCUGCUCUUGCAAAACCGUCCGCCACUGGCUCCCGGUGGCCGGGUUGUGUCUGCCCUGCCCCUCCCUGUCCCCACGGGCAGGGCUCUGUAUGCCUUACCUGUCUGCCCUCCGUGAGAGCCCCAGGCCGCCCCUUCCCGGGAUCGGGGUGGCCCUGCCAGCGCUUCUCUCCCGUGAGAAACCGGAUGUCUCUGGAGAGCAGGUGGCUCCCUGGGGCGGGGUAGAGGCUCGAACUGCCGUGCGACGCGCCAGCUCUAGAGGCUGCCACGCACUCUGAGGGGGCUCCCCCGAACCUGGCCCCGCAGCUGCAGCGACCGGGGGUCUUUAUCUCAGCGGUGGUCUUGGGGUAGAGCCUUCCUCUCAUUCUGCUUCACAUAAACCAUAGGUUUCUGACCAGGCCUGCGGCUUCCAUUAGCAACGCGUUCCCUGUCCUUGAUACGCACAUACUGGCUUCGUUUGCUCCUUUUUGUGAGUGCUUUUGAAUUUAGAUGACUGUAUAACCCGAGAAGAUAACUUUUUUAUCUUGCUCAAGCUGUGCCUACGAACUUGUAAUUUAAUAAUUAUGGGGAAUCUUCAGUUAAGGUGAUAUUUUCCAGGGAAAAAAACGACCCCCACAACAGAAGGUUUAGAAGUAAAUCUGAAAAUUAUUCUUCCCA